Molecule: messenger RNA, 1172 nt
Organism: Cannabis sativa
Lineage: Eukaryota; Viridiplantae; Streptophyta; Magnoliopsida; Rosales; Cannabaceae
Product: protein SRC2
Exons: 1
Coding region: 107-853 (248 amino acids)
Biological process (GO): defense response
Source: RefSeq, a predicted model, not a curated record
AGACUGCGGAAAACGUAUGGGUACUGACCCUUGAGAAGCUCUUGCUUAAAGUUUUUAAUACUUAUUAUUUUUAUUAAAAUUUCCAUAUAAAUUAUCAUUAUUGGAAAUGGCCAGAGAAUCGAGCUCCAUUGAGCUCAAGCUCCUGUACGGCGAGGAUAUCAGAGCCUUCAAUUUCUUCCAGAAGAUCUCCAUCUUCGUCCUCGGUUCCAUCGCUAGCGACGAUUCGACCAAGAAAGUCCACAACCAACAGCCCCAGAGGACUCCCACCGACCGAGAAGGGGACUCCAAUCCGGAAUGGAAUCACGAGAUGAACUUUUUGGUCGAUGAAGAAGAGGCCUCUGAGUCCAAUUUCGACCAUCUCUUUAUUCACUUGGACCUGCGGCACGAGGGGGUUUUGUUUGGGAUCGGGGAUAGGACGAUCGGUGAGGUUCGGAUUCCAUUGAAGGAUCUCAUGGACCAAACGUCCUGUAAUGGUGUGGUGAGGUUCGUUCGGUAUCAAGUGAAGAGCUCCGACGGGACGCCCAAUGGUGUGUUGAACUUGUCUUUUAGGUUCAAUUCUAUGACUGAAAAGAAAUCGCCAAGCCCUGGUAAAAUUCAGUACCCCACUGUGGAGGAAAUCCCCAAUUUCGAUUUACAAGUUCCCAACCUGACGUUUUCUCGGCAUUCUUACUUUUCCGAACGACAAAGAAUUGAGUGCUGGUCUUCUCCUUCUUCUUCUCCUGCUACGGUGUCGUAUCCCCAUAUUCAUAUUCCUCCAGAAGGCAUCCCUGGUUCGGGGCACCACCACCAUUAUCAUGGAGGAGCAAUGUGGCCCAGUGGAAGAAAUGAAAUGGGAAAUUGGAAUGGGUACUGACUGCGAGGAUUGCUCUUCAUCAAGCUUUUGGGGAAUGGAGAACAGAUGUAGUGUGCAAGAUUCUUAGCUACGAUUCUCAUAUGGAUUGUUCUUUUUUCAUAUCAAAAUCUCUAUGAAAGUAACUGAGUACCAUAUUUGAUCAUGGCAAAUUUGACGUUUGAACAGGUUAAGGGGAAGAAGAAAUAAAUAUCGAGGAUAAUGUAUACUUGGUAUAAUGUGGUACAUAAGAAAUUUAAUAUUUAUUAUACAUGUUAUCUCUGAUUCUCAUGAAGAAUGACCCUUUCAUAAAUGAGUAAAUCGUUACCUAGUUUGAUUAUUA